This is a messenger RNA of Octopus bimaculoides (California two-spot octopus), 480 nucleotides long. Its product is annotated as histone-lysine N-methyltransferase SETMAR-like. Lineage: Eukaryota; Metazoa; Mollusca; Cephalopoda; Octopoda; Octopodidae. The record is from RefSeq and is a predicted model, not a curated record.
AUGGAUGCCACCCCUAUGGAUGUAUUGCAGUUCAGCUUGGAAAAUGACAAUCACUGUGGCAGACCCUCAGCCUUAGAUGACGAUAUUUUGAAGGUAACCAUUGCAAAAAACUUGAAUAUUACAACUAGAGAACUUGCAGAGAAGUUGGAAAUUUCCAAAAGUUCCAUUCAUGAAUACUUAAUGAAAAUUGGGUAUGUUUCUUGCUAUAAUGUUUGGGUACCUCACAAACUGUCAGAACAAAACUGCAUGGACCAGUAUUCCAUUUGUGAUAUGCUUCUGAAACACAAUGAAAAUAAGCCUUUCCUGAAAGAACUGAACUCCCCAAAAGGAAAAUCAUUUAAUGAUUUAGAUGGUGUCAAAACCCACUUAGGUGACUUCUUUUCCUUAAAAGUAACUGAGUUUUAUGCUGAUGGAAUAUUUAAAUUGCCUGCUAGGUGGACUAAGGCCAUAGAAAACAAUGGGAAUUACUUCAAUGAAUAA